GGGGUUAGGUUGCGCGCCGGAUAUAUGUAGCCGGCGGGUGAGCACGCCGUUGCGUGAGGUCUUUCCGUUCCCCGACCGGCCUGUAGCGAAGCCUCCUGCUCCAGUCCCGCUCCGUCCGCAGAAGGGGGAACAAGAGCAGAGAAGAUUUGCCCAGGAUCAGCUGGCAGUCAGUGUCAAAGCCUGGAAUAGAACUCAAAUCUCCUGAAUCACAGUCAGUUGCUCUGUUCACUAGGCUGUGCUGCCACCCUUCUACAAGUUAUAUGGCCUCCCUUCUACAACAGUAACUAGAGUUUGUUGCAGACCUAGUGUUGGCUGGCUGAAAUGAGUGAGUGUGCUGAUGAUCCAGGUCAACUUUUUGUUAGAAACAGUUUUCAGUUGACCAAAGAAAUGGUGAUGGAGAAGCCAAGUCCCCUGCUGGUCGGGCGGGAAUUUGUGAGACAGUAUUAUACUCUGCUGAAUCAAGCACCAGACUACCUGCACAGGUUUUAUGGAAAGAAUUCUUCCUAUGUCCAUGGUGGCUUGGAUUCCAAUGGAAAACCAGCUGAUGCAGUCUAUGGGCAAUCUGACAUCCACAAGAAGGUGCUGUCACUGAACUUUAAGGACUGCCACACAAAGAUCCGUCAUGUGGAUGCCCAUGCUACUCUUAAUGAUGGUGUUGUAGUCCAGGUGAUGGGAGAACUCUCCAAUAACAUGCAACCAGUACGCAGGUUCAUGCAGACGUUUGUACUUGCACCCGAGGGUUCUGUUGCAAAUAAGUUUUAUGUCCAUAACGACAUCUUCCGCUACCAAGAUGAGGUUUUUGGUGAUUCGGACACCGAGCCUCCGGAGGAAUCCGAGGAGGAGGUGGAGGAACCUGAGGAAAGACAGCAGACCCCUGAGACAGUUGAUGAUCCCGGCGCUUACUAUGAGCAGUCUGUAAGCAAUGACUUGGAGGAACAGCUGGAGGAGUCAGUAGUGGAACCAGAACCGGAGCCUGAACCGGAGCCUGAACAGGAGCCAGAACCAGAAGUGCAGGAAGAAAAAUCUGAGCCAGUAUUGGAGGAAACUGUUCCUGAGGAGACUGUGGAAAAGAGUCCUUCUCCGGUGCCUGCAGAUCCUGCUCCUGUGGUGCAAGAGGACUCCAGGACGUUUUCGUGGGCGUCUGUAACCAGCAAGAACCUCCCACCCAGUGGAGCUGUUCCAGUGUUGGGAAUACCACCUCAUGUUGUGAAAGUACCAGCCUCGCAACCCCGUCCUGAGUCCAAGCCUGAAUCCCAGACUCCACCACAGAGGCCACAGAGGGACCAGAGGGUGCGGGAGCAGCGAACAAGCAUCCCGCCACAGAGAGGGCCAAGACCAAUUCGUGAAGGUGAGCAGGGUGACAUGGAAACUAGACGGAUUGUUAGGUACCCAGACAGUCACCAGCUAUUUGUUGGGAACCUUCCUCAUGAUGUGGAUAAAACUGAACUGAAGGACUUCUUCCAAAAACUUGGCUCCUCUCUUGCAGAUUAUGGGAACGUUGUGGAACUUCGCAUCAACAGCGGUGGGAAGCUCCCGAACUUUGGGUUUGUGGUGUUCGAUGAUCCUGAACCAGUUCAGAAGAUCCUUAGCAAUAGGCCCAUCAUGUUCAGGGGAGAGGUGCGUUUGAACGUGGAGGAGAAGAAAACACGAGCUGCCAGGGAGGGUGACCGCAGAGACAACAGACCACGUGGACCUGGAGGCACUCGGGGAGGGCUGGGAGGUGGGAUUCGAGGGCCUCCACGUGGAGGAAUGUCUCAGAAACCAGGAUUUGGAGCUGGAAGGGGCAUCGGGCAACGCCAGUGAAUGCAUCAAGGAUGUUGGCAUGGUGGCACAAACCCUUGUUCCUGCAGAUUUGUGAAUUUCAGCCUUGAGUAUCUUGGAAUGUGGCCCUGGCCUGUUAUAGACUGCUACGUUUGAUACUGUUUUGGCCCCUUUUUGUUUGUUUGUUAUGGUU
This is a messenger RNA of Gopherus flavomarginatus (Mexican gopher tortoise), 1954 nucleotides long. It is a transcript of the gene G3BP1, whose product is annotated as G3BP stress granule assembly factor 1. Bases 322 to 1803 code for a protein of 493 amino acids. Gene Ontology annotation, cellular component: ribonucleoprotein complex; cytosol. The record is from RefSeq and is a predicted model, not a curated record. The transcript has 13 exons. NCBI's taxonomy places the organism in Eukaryota, Metazoa, Chordata, Testudines, Testudinidae. Gene Ontology annotation, molecular function: mRNA binding.